AAUUUUGACUCGCAGCUAGGGCCUGCAUACCUCGACCUCGGUAAAUUUUACGUUGCUGGGAAGAUCGUAACUCUUACUGGGAGAUACGUCGUGUUGGGGAAAGGUUACGACGUCCCAGCUUUGGGAUAGUCCUUACUAUUUAUUAUCUAUCUGACUGGGUACUCCUAAUGAUUUUUAUAGUUGAAAGGCGUGCAGAGACUUUUACAAACAAAAUGGCUUCAGAGGCUUCAAAGGAGACGAAGCUGUGGGGUGGUCGAUUCACCGGUGCAACAGACCCGAUCAUGGAGAAAUUCAACGCGUCAAUUGGUUAUGAUCAGCGCAUGGCACAGGCUGACAUUGAGGGAAGUAAAGCCUACGUUAAGGCCAUCCAGAGGGCAGGACUGGUCACAGCAGAGGAACGCGACGCCAUUGUCGCUGGGCUGACCGCGGUGGCAGCAGAGUGGGAAGCCGGGAGCUUCCUGUUGAAGCCUGGUGAUGAAGAUAUCCACACGGCUAACGAACGACGCCUUAAGGAGCUGAUUGGUGCGCCGGCGGGCAAGCUUCACACGGGGCGCAGCCGUAACGACCAGGCCGCUACGGACACGCGCAUCUGGCUACGCGGGGGCGUGCGCACGUUGCGAGGUCACCUGUAUGACCUCAUCAAGGUGCUGGUGCUGCGCGCUGAACAGGAGAUAGACAUCCUCAUGCCGGGAUACACGCACAUGCAGCGUGCGCAGCCGAUCCGCUGGAGUCACUGGCUGCUCAGCUAUGCGUGGGCUCUGUCGCGUGACAUGCAGCGACUGGACGAGCUGGCGCCACGCGUCAACGUGUGUCCGCUCGGCAGUGGCGCCCUCGCCGGCAACCCCUUCAACGUGGACCGUGAGAUGCUGGCUGCAGACCUAGGCUUUGCGACGAUCAGUGGUAACAGUCUAGAUGCGACGGGUGGACGAGACUUCGUCGCUGAGUUCCUGUUCUGGGCGACGAUGACGGCGACCCACCUCAGCAAGCUUGCAGAGGACCUGAUCCUCUACUGUACGAAGGAGUUCUCCUACGUGACGCUGUCUGAUGCCUACAGCACGGGGAGCAGCCUGAUGCCACAGAAGAAGAAUGCAGACAGUCUGGAGCUGAUCCGUGGCAAGGCUGGACGAGUGUUUGGGACUUGUGCAGGAUUCAUGAUGGUACUGAAGGGAUUGCCCAGCACCUAUAACAAAGACCUUCAGGAGGACAAGGAAGCCAUGUUUGAUGUCUACGACACGAUGACCGGGGUGCUGCAGGUUGCCACGGGAACGCUGUCAACAUUGACCGUGCAUCCUGAGGCGUGCACUGCUGCACUUAGUUCUGACAUGCUUGCUACCGACCUAGCAUACUACCUAGUCAGGAAAGGGAUUCCUUUCAGGGAGGCGCACGGGUUAUCCGGAGGUGCCGUGGCCCUCGCUGAACAGAAGGGAUGCACAAUCCAGGAUCUGAGCGUGCAGGAUCUCAAGACCAUCAGCACUACGUUCGAGUGAGGACGUCUCCUGCUGCUGGUGGGACUAU
Messenger RNA from Priapulus caudatus, 1515 nucleotides. Its product is annotated as argininosuccinate lyase-like. NCBI's taxonomy places the organism in Eukaryota, Metazoa, Priapulida, Priapulimorpha, Priapulimorphida, Priapulidae. Bases 168 to 1487 code for a protein of 439 amino acids. Gene Ontology annotation, molecular function: argininosuccinate lyase activity. Gene Ontology annotation, cellular component: cytosol. The record is from RefSeq and is a predicted model, not a curated record. The transcript has 13 exons.